Messenger RNA from Vicia villosa (hairy vetch), 1597 nucleotides. RefSeq names its product thylakoid lumenal 15.0 kDa protein 2, chloroplastic. NCBI's taxonomy places the organism in Eukaryota, Viridiplantae, Streptophyta, Magnoliopsida, Fabales, Fabaceae. The record is from RefSeq and is a predicted model, not a curated record. The transcript is spliced from 7 exons. Bases 77 to 799 code for a protein of 240 amino acids.
AGCAUUUACACUCCAAAAAAACCCAAAAAGAAAGUGACGAUCCUAACAAACUAACCAUAACAAUCGCGUUUCUAAGAUGAUGACGUCGACUACGAUAACACGUUAUCAUCCUCCUUACCCUCUUCUUCUUCACAAUCCAUCACCAUUCGCAACUCUCACUUUUCCACCACCACACUCACCUCAUGUUCGAACAUUCUCACUACCCAAAACGCUGUCGUGUCACCUCUCUCCAUCACACAACACCACUACACCAUUGCUCACCAAAAUUCACUCCAAACCCUUACAUUUUGCUCUAUCCGGCGCUCUCUCACUUUGCUUAUUACUCGGAGGGGCUGAAAUUGCCCAGGCAGCAAAAGUUGGUGUUAACAAGCCAGAAUUGCUUCCUAAAGAGUUUACUACAGUCAUUGAUGUUGCCGGAUUUCUCACCGAUGGUCAGGAGAAAAGACUAGCUCAAGAGAUUUCUGCUCUUGAAAAAGAUACUGGAUACAAGUUGAGAGUCUUGGCCCAGAACUAUCCCGUUACUCCAGGUUUGGCUGUCAAAGAUUUUUGGCAAGUAGAUGACAGUACAGUUGUUUUUGUUGCUGAUCCCACAUUUGGCAAUAUACUGAAUUUCAAUGUUGGUGCUUCAGUUGAUUUGGACAUCCCGCGUAGUUUUUGGAGUCGUUUGGCAGGCAAGUAUGGGAACAUUUUCUAUUGGAGGGAGAAGGGGGAAGAUGCAUCUAUUGAAUCAGCAGUUAUGGCAAUUUCUAAUUGCUUGAGAGAACCAGUUGGGCCUAAUAACUGUUCUGAGGUGAAAUGAUUUCUUUCACUAUAAUGAUUUCGUCAUCUGUUAAUCCUCCUAGUUGAUAUAAAGGCCAUAGUUAUGCUUGGGGGAGAGCGGAAGUAAGGUCCUAGUAUGGAGCAAGACUAAUGAUGUGAGUGAUUCACACUUGUGGGGAAGAUUGUUGGGAUUCAAGUGUGAGUGGUUAAAUCUCACAUCGACUAGAAAUAGAGAAAAUCUUGGGUUUAUAAGAGAUAUGACCCAUACCCCUAAUGCCUUAAGGUUUUGGGUGGAUAUGUGGUGUCGAAGACUCUUGGAUCCUAAAUGUUUAUCCCAUUGACACUUCUAAACUUAAGGUUUUGGAUAAAUAUGUGGUGUAAGGACUCUUCGAUCUUGAACAUUUAGCCCAUUGAUACUUAUGGUGCUUCGUCUCACAUCAACUAUAAAGAGUUUCAGAGCCAACAAGUAGUAUCAAAGCCAUGAUUAGGCUAAGGGGAGCGGAAGUGGGGUUUUGAUGGAUCUUGCUAAUUAUAGUAGUCCUAAUAUAUCAUUUUCUCACCUUCACGAAAACAUUCAAAUGAAUUCAAUCAUAUACUUCAGAUACAAUGAAUAUGAGUUUGUUUUAUUCUAAAGUAUCGACAUUAGACUAACAUGAUAUGCAAAUGCAUGUUAUUUGUCAUAUCCUAAUAACAUAGAUCACAAACAUGUUACUUGUUAGUUGUGGUGAUACAAUCAAUUUAUUUGUCUUAUCCUAAUAACAUAGAUCACAAACAUGUUAUUUGUUUACUUGUGGUGAUACAAUCAAUUUAAAGAGACUCGUGAAACAAACCAUAUCAA